AUGGUAGGAGAACUUUCCUCUUUUCUAGGUUUACAGAUCAAACAGAGAAGUGAGGGUAUAUUUAUAUCUCAAGAGAAGUAUGCCAAGAACGUGGUCAAAAACUUUGGUCUGGAUCAAUGUCAACAUAAAAGGACUCCAGCAGCGACACAUGUUAAAGUUACUAAAGAUGUUAAUGGCACAGUAGUAGAUCACAAACUGUAUAGGAGCAUGGUUGAGAGUCUUCUAUAUUUAACGGGAAGAAAACUUAACAUUGCCUAUGCUGUUGGUAUAUGUGCUCGAUUUCAGUCAGAUCCUCGCACUUCUCAUUUGACCGCUGUUAAACGAAUUCUCAAAUAUGUACAUGGGACGAGAAAAGCACUUCUGAAGGUUGUUUCUUUGUAG
Messenger RNA from Cucumis melo (muskmelon), 381 nucleotides. RefSeq lists its product as uncharacterized. Bases 1 to 381 code for a protein of 126 amino acids. The record is from RefSeq and is a predicted model, not a curated record. The transcript has 2 exons. Lineage: Eukaryota; Viridiplantae; Streptophyta; Magnoliopsida; Cucurbitales; Cucurbitaceae.